This is a messenger RNA of Talaromyces stipitatus ATCC 10500, 2634 nucleotides long. Its product is annotated as GATA transcription factor LreB. The record is from RefSeq and is a predicted model, not a curated record. The transcript is spliced from 3 exons. Gene Ontology annotation, biological process: regulation of DNA-templated transcription. Lineage: Eukaryota; Fungi; Ascomycota; Eurotiomycetes; Eurotiales; Trichocomaceae. Gene Ontology annotation, molecular function: sequence-specific DNA binding; zinc ion binding; protein binding. Bases 328 to 1665 code for a protein of 445 amino acids.
AUACAAGAAACAUUUCAAGAUCGGAAGAUCCACCUGGCGUCGAUUUACAUCUGAAGAUCGCGCGCUACAUCAUCACCCGGUCCUGUUUAUUUGCUGGGUCUACCCAAGCCACAUUCGGAUUUCGCUCUCGCUUGCUGGUCAAUCCGACUCAAUCGGAGUAUCCCUCAUACUGAUGCCGCUGGCCAGGUAACGUUAUCCGUGCGCAAAACACUCUGGUGGUUAUGUCUUCUUCAUUAUUCGGUAUCUCGGCUAUGAUGGUAUAUUCUUGAGGUGUUUUGAAUUAUUUGGUGCUGCUUUGUACAUAGGUAAGGUUACCGCAGCACGGGGAUGUAUCUCAACGAUGCUGCGGGAAGCAACGCUUCUGACGCCCUCGUAAUGCUCCAAAACAAUGCGACGGCAGACAACUUUGACUUGGAUUAUACCGAUUUCGACCUCGUUCUAGAUGAUGGCGAUGACCAGGGAAUUGACGAAACCGGUGCGACGGACAUCGCAAUGAAGGACGAUUGCAAUAAUUCAACCUCACAACAAGAGCCACAGCCUGAUCAUUCUGGCGUCCAGAAAAGCGCAACAAGUGCAGUGACUGAUUUUACCAGGAGACGCAACUGGACGCAGCGUAUAUUAGCAGAAAUGCAAGAUGUACUGAUAGUACUGAGCCCCGACGGAAAAGUCCUUUACUGUUCGCCGGCAAUCCAACCGAUUACGAAUUACGAAUCAAAAGAUCUCGAUGGCAGGUUCCUUUCAGAAUUUGUACAUGAUGACGACCGAACGACUUUCAUCCGCGAAUUUAACGAGUCGAUCGCUACAGGACACCGUCUUAGGUAUCAUUUUCGAUUUCGAAAACCAGACGGCGAAUUCACGAUCGUCGAGGCCUCAGGACACGCACACAUGUCUAAAGAAAAAAUCACACUCGGAACGGGCAAAGAGGGGAACCCUUGCGACGGCUUCUUUCUUGUUUGUCGCCCUUAUCCAACAUCCAGCAAUGCGCUACUAGACACGUUUUUGGAACAUAAAGUUGAGAAUAUACGAUUGAAUAGAAGAAUUGCAGACUUGAAAAAGGAAGAGGAGGAGGAACUCCAAGCUCAGCAGCAGUGGGUGCUCCUCCAAUCAGACAACAAUUCAGGAACUAUUAGCCCUGACGAUGACGUCGACGCUUUCAACAGUGCUCCGACUACUACUACUACUACUACUGCCGCGACAGGCACCGAUCAAGGCAUGAUGUUGCCGCCUGCUAGACCCAGUGUAACAGGCACUGAACACAACGGAUACACGUCUUUGAUCACAUUAGAUAAUAAUCUGGACACCUUGUCCCGAAGCGAUACAUCGUCAGUCCUCGAUGGCAUCGAGAUACUCACGGGUCUGCGAUACGGCGAAGGCGAACGAUCAAGGGGUCUUAGUACGGGGGAAAGAGAUGCAGGGUUGAUACACGAACAGGCAGAUCUUCAUCACCUAGGUUUGAGCUCGGAUGAUAACGACAAGAAGAAACGGAUCAAGACAACAGAGGAAUAUGUAUGUACGGAUUGUGGUACCUUGGCUUCUCCGGAAUGGAGAAAGGGUCCCAGCGGUCCAAAGACACUCUGUAAUGCUUGCGGUUUACGCUGGGCAAAAAAGGAAAGAAAGCGCCAGGGAUCAAUUCAAUCAUCAAUUCAAUCAUCGAUUCAGUCAUGAUGUUCGCUUUACAUCCAGAGCACAGUCCUGUCCAUUUCCACACAUGCAUUUGCAUAUCAUGUGAAUUACGACUUAUAGUACAAGUUACGUACUUGUGAAGAAGUCGAAGACGAACAUAUAUUAUCAAAUCACGACGAAACGACCAUUUUAUUUUCCUUUGGAAAUGACCACAUAUUUGAUCGGCUCAUGGACUAUGAACGGCUGUAUGAUACUACGAAUUCGGUACUCCCAGCUCUUAUUUCGCACCUAUUAAUUUCCUGUCCCUUUUGGGGACGAACAUGUAUAAUUAUUCAUAAAUCAUUAUUUAUUUGAGGGGUAUAUCAAAAUAAUAAUAACUACCUACUUCUUGAAAAAGGAGCAAGAAGGCGGAUAUACAGAGUCAAAUUCUAGAUGCAAAAAAGCAGAUGGCAGUUCAAUAGGUAGAAGCAUAAAAAGAUUAAACGACAGUGUCAUUAGUUUCAUCCCAUCAUAGCACUAGUGCUUUAAGCGGAUUCAACCCGUUUCAUCCUGCUCUGUCAUUGAGCCCCUCGUCUCUGGUGCUGCGCUUGUUUCUGUCAAGGGUGUGGUGUCUUGGUUUUCCGUCACGUCGUCUAAGAUGAUAUCAUCGUCGUCGUUAUUCCCUUUCUCUAUUUCAGAAGAGGCCUCAUUGCAUAUACCACCUACUUCUGAAUCUGACAUGUCCAUUCCAGGUUUAUCUUCCUGUGACUUGUUCGGAUCUGAGAGAACCAUUUCCACACCCUUGCCGUCUUGUAACCCUAAAUCUUCAACGCCGAGAACCGACGGUCCUCGUGCAUGUGGUAUUUCUUCUGGCUGCGGAGAUGAGUUUUCGCCAUCUUCUUCGUUCCCGGCUAGAGAUCGUGAAGAGACAUGUGGCGGCGUUUGCGUUGUAGCAACCAGGCCCGCUUCUUGUUCCUGUCUAAUGAGUUCGCCUUGAGUGACUGCAGCGUCCGCGCGUAGUGGAACGGAACC